AUGAAGAGCGCUGUCUUUAUGGCCAUGGCCUUUGGCCUGGCUUCUGCCAACAUCUCCCCCCGAUACAACGAGCUCCCUCCUUCCACGGAGACUUGCGAGUGUGAUACCGAUGACCUUUGCUACCAGGCUGUCCACGCCGUCGGUGCCACUUUCUGCGACGCCAUCGAGAGCUGUGAUCUCCCCUCAGCUUGCGCUGACCGUCAAACUCUCCAGGAGGCUUGCACCUGUGUCCUCCCCACUACCACCACUGCUGCUGCCGUCUCUACCACCGAGACUGCUAGCACCGAGGCUGGUACUGCCACAACCGCUACCACUGAGGCCGAGACUGCUACCACUGCUACCACUGAGGCUGAGACCGCUACUACCGGUACCACUGAGGUUGACACUGCUACAACCGGAACCGCCACUACCAAGGCUGACACUGCUACCUCUGAGACUGAGACCGAGACUGCCUCUCAGUCUACUGAGACUGCCACUGGUGUGACCACCGAGGCUGCCUCCACCACCACUGCCCCUGCUGAGACCAACACCACCACUGAGGAGGAGGACUGCGACUCUACCACCGAGGAGCUCUCCACUGGCACUGAGACUGCUACUGCUCCUACCGGCACUGAGACCGCCCCUACUGGUACUGAGACCAAGACCGAGACCGCUCCCACCGGUACUGAGACUGCUCCCGUCAACACUGAGACCAAGACUGAGACUGCUCCUACUGGUACUGAGACCGCUCCUGUCAACACUGACACCAAGACCGAGACUGCCCCUACUGGCACCGAGACUGAGACUGCUCCUGUUAACACCAAGACCAAGACUGAGACCGUUCCUACUGGUACUGACACUGAGACUGCUCCCGUCAACACCAAGACCAAGACCGAGACCGCUCCUACUGGCACUGAGACCAAGACUGAGGGUGUUUCCACCACUGAGGGAUCCCACGGUACCCAGACCACUGAGGCUAGCGUCCCUUACACCGUCCCCUACACCACCAAGACUGUCUACACCACUGCUGUCCACACCUACUCCAAGUGCCCUGACUACGUCAAGGACUGCCCUUACGGAACUCACGGUCCUUACACCGUCACUGAGACCGUUGCUGUUUCCACCACUGUCUGCCCUGUGACUGAGGAGCACCCCAAGCCCACUGGUUACACCACCAAGACUGUCUACUCUACUGAGGUCUACACCAUCUCCAAGUGCGCCUCUACCGUCAAGGACUGCCCUUACGGAUCCGUCACCACCAAGAGCUACCCCGUCUCUACCACUGUCUGCCCCAUCACCGAGGAGCACUCCAAGCCUACCGGCUACGCUCCUCCUGAGUACACCACCAAGACUGUCUACUCCACCAAGGUCUACACUGUCACUAAGUGCGGCCCUGAGGUUCCUAACUGCCCUUACGGUUCCGUCACCACUGAGACUGUCCCUGUCUCUACUACCGUCUGCCCUGUCACUGAGGAGCACCCCGCCAAGCCUACUGGCUAUGCUCCUCCUCCCCACAGCACUCUCUACACCACCAAGACCGCCUACCUCACCAAGGUCUACACCGUUACCAAGUGCGGUCCUGAGGUCCCCAACUGCCCUUACGGCUCUGUCACCACUGAGACCGUCCAGCAGACCACUGUCUACGCCACCGGUACCAAGGAGAUUCCUUCUUACCCUACCGUUGUCGUUCCCAAGCCUGAGCAGCCUUCUCACCCCGCUCAGCCUGAGUACCCUGCUCCUAAGCCUGAGCACUCUGCUCCUGCCAAGCCUGAGUACCCUGCUCCUAAGCCCGAGUACUCUGCUCCCGCCAAGCCCGAGCAGCCUGAGCACCCUGCUUACCCUGCUCCUUCUGCUAAGACCGAGACCUACCAGGCUCCCGCUCCCAGCCAGCCUUCUGCCACUCUCCCCUACCAUGCCCCCACUGGCACUGCCCCCGCUGUCGAGGUCACUGCCGGUGCUUCUCGCUUCGGUGUCGAGAUGGCCGUCGCUGCCGCCGGUAUCUUUGCCGUUCUUCUGUAA
Molecule: messenger RNA, 1998 nt
Organism: Fusarium fujikuroi IMI 58289
Lineage: Eukaryota; Fungi; Ascomycota; Sordariomycetes; Hypocreales; Nectriaceae
Exons: 1
Coding region: 1-1998 (665 amino acids)
Source: RefSeq, a predicted model, not a curated record